Messenger RNA from Ectocarpus sp. CCAP 1310/34, 732 nucleotides. NCBI's taxonomy places the organism in Eukaryota, Phaeophyceae, Ectocarpales, Ectocarpaceae. The record is from the annotation of a GenBank genome assembly.
AUGUUGCUCCCUCCUUCAAUACACGCAGAGGAGGACAAGAUGGACGCUGUCAUGACCCUCAUGAACCCGGCCUAUCGCCUCAAAUACCACCGCCAGACCUACGGCGACGACGCGUACCAGGUCAUGCUGCCUGUGGCGUCCACGCUGGAGGAAGAUGACACCCUGCUACCUCCUCUCCCCGUGGAUGGUCAGGCCUGCGCUCCCAAGAAACUCGGGCCGAAAAAGUUCAAGAGGAUCGCGGGGCGCGGGGACAAGUACGCUUCGUCGUCUUUCAACACGCGAGAUUCUGAACUCGGCCCGGCUGCAUCCGGAACCACGGCGGCUCCCUCUCUGUCGCAGGGGGUGCCACAGCGACUCCCUCUUCGUCACAGGGGGGGCGUGCGGGCGGAUCGGUCACGGUCGGGGGCAUGCCAGAACUACGGCGACGACGCGUACCAGGUCAUGCUGCCUGUGGCGUCCACGCUGGAGGAAGAUGACACCCUGCUACCUCCUCUCCCCGUGGAUGGUCAGGCCUGCGCUCCCAAGAAACUCGGGCCGAAAAAGUUCAAGAGGAUCGCGGGGCGCGGGGACAAGUACGCUUCGUCGUCUUUCAACACGCGAGAUUCUGAACUCGGCCCGGCUGCAUCCGGAACCACGGCGGCUCCCUCUCUGUCGCAGGGGGUGCCACAGCGACUCCCUCUUCGUCACAGGGGGGGCGUGCGGGCGGAUCGGUCACGGUCGGGGGCAUGGUGA